Messenger RNA from Polyodon spathula (Mississippi paddlefish), 6035 nucleotides. Its product is annotated as E3 ubiquitin-protein ligase NEDD4-like. The transcript has 25 exons. The record is from RefSeq and is a predicted model, not a curated record. Bases 349 to 4269 code for a protein of 1306 amino acids. Gene Ontology annotation, biological process: ubiquitin-dependent protein catabolic process; regulation of dendrite morphogenesis; receptor catabolic process. Lineage: Eukaryota; Metazoa; Chordata; Actinopteri; Acipenseriformes; Polyodontidae. Gene Ontology annotation, molecular function: protein binding; sodium channel inhibitor activity; ubiquitin protein ligase activity.
CAAAUUUGAGAAGGUAUAAUUGAAGCGAGGUUUGGCUUGGUUUCAGUUCAGCAGCUGAGCUCUGCUGCAGUUUGGUUCUCUAAGUGAAUGCACCUUGGCUACAGAUCUUUGUAGUCUCAGGAGCAGUUCGUUUGGUGCUGUAUGCACUUCAGAGUUAGUCUGACCGCCUGGGCUAAUAACUUCACUUCAACCAUGAGUGGAAUGUAGGUUGUCACUACAGCUAUUUCUGGUAUCUACAGCUACUAAUGAUUGUAAUAACAGAACAGGAUCCCGAGCAGUUGCUUUGCUGCUUUUCAAGUGAGUUUUGCCAUGCGUUUCACUUGCUUGCAAGAUUAGAAAGUUGGACUAAUGGCACGGCGGCUGCGUUUGCAUUUUGCAUCAAGGAGAAGCAAUACCGACCCUUUGUCUGAGACCUGUGGCAAUGGCAUGGAAAACAACUUGUGCAUGUCCUCUCACAGUCCUUCUGAAAAUACUGCACAACAUGUUAUUCAAAGGACGGUAACCCCAGGGCAGCUGGCUUUGCCUCCGUUGUCACCAAAGGUUGGGCAUUUACAGCGCUCCUCAUCACUAUUUAUACCACAGCUUAACAGCAGCAAAAAGAGCACUUCUUUGCAGAUUUCCCUGCAGUCUCGGAAAUUAAACGGAGAUCUUGAAACAUGUGGCAGUGUUGUUGGUGGUCUUGGUAGUAGUUAUGGUAGUACAAAAAAGGAGAAAAGUAAUAGCUGUGGAUCAAGUGACAUUAAAAGUGGAAUUGGCUCUUUUACCAAGGAAAUAGUAAAUGGUGGCGAUUCUUGCAGCAUUCCUACAGCUGAAGGCUUUUCUUGUAACAGCAGCAGUGCCAAUGGUUUUGGGUCAUGUGUAAGCAGUACCGUGAGUGACAGCACCAGGACUUGUCAGGAUACUCCUUGUAACAUCAGAACCAGGGAUUUUGGGUCCUGUGCAAGUCCGAGCAGCAGUACCACCAGUGAUGCGGGUUAUUGUAGCAGUAGCAGUAUUUAUUUUGAACCUGAAAUCCUUGAGCGCACAGUGGGAAUAGAAAGAACACCUGUAAAACGGAAGCCAAAGGUGCCACUGAGGCGCUGCUCUUCGUUAGUUAUAUUUCCUCGGAGCCCCUGUAACACGCCACCAGCAUCUCCUAUUAGCCCAGGACCUCUGCCAGCACGCAGUUCCUGCCAGACCUCACGCCAGUUUUUGCUUUCUGCUGUUGAGCCUACGCAGGAAGACGAUCAAAUUGCAUCAAAGGGUUCUAUCGCAACAGCGGUCAAUGGCUUAAGAUUAUCCAAAUCCAGCUGCCCAACUGUUGAGCUUAGGGACAUAAGACCACUCCAGCUGAAUGGGCCGUUACCAGAUAGACCCCAGGAAACUGACAGCGGCCAGGAUCAGCCAGCUGCUCGGGAACGAUCACAAAGACACUCAACUGUUUUGCUGCAUUUUGCUCAGCAAAGAGAAGUUGCAAUUGAGAGUGAGUUGACCACAAAUGGCCAGCGCAGUUCUGAGCAUCCGGUUCAGGAACCAGAACCAGGUGGUUGUCCGCAGUAUCAUCAUAUAAAACUGAUCCGGAGCACGUCUGCCUGUCUGCCCUUGCAGAAACAUUCUGACUCUCAACUAGAUUCUCACAGAGAAACUGAAAGGGAUGGUACCCAAGCAAAUAAUGGUCGGAACAGUGCUCUGCAGAGGAGCCUUUCAUUUGAAGUGCCAUACCAACAGAUUUCAUACCAUUUAUCUACAUCUACGCAACACAGUUCAAAGAUGGGGGCCCCUCAUGUGCACAUACAUUUAUCACAUGGCACCGAAGGAAGGAUAUGUGGUUCCUUAAUGAAAAUAAAUAGCAACUGCAAAAGCGAAAAUGAUAAAGCCAUCCCUGGAAGAAGCACAAAGACCAGGGAUGAUUUUCUGGGUCAGGUUGAUGUUCCUCUUCAGCAGUUACCAACAGAAAAUCCUAACAUUGAAAGGCCAUACACAUUUAAGGAUUUUCUUCUUCAUCCAAGAAGUCAUAAAUCCAGAGUGAAAGGCCAUCUUAGACUGAAGAUGACAUACUUGCCUAAAAACAAUGGGUCGGAGGAAGACAAUGAAGAACAGUCUGAAGAUGUAGAGCCUGGCUGGGAAAUAUUGGACCAACAGGACACCUCUGGGACGUGCCGCCAGCUUCCUGUGCUUCCUCCAGGCUGGGAAGAAAGACAGGAUAACCUCGGCAGGACCUACUACGUCAACCACGAAACCAGAACGACACAAUGGCACAGGCCCACAGCUCAGGACAGUCAGGCAGAAGCACAACAACAGCAAACUAUUAACCAUGAAGCACAUCAUGCCUUUACUAAUCGCCGGCAGAUAUCUGAAGCGUCAAGUCAUGAGAGAAGAGAGUCUCCCGAUAGCUGGGAAAUAAUAACCGAAGAUGAGACCACACUGUAUAAUAACCACAGCCAGCAGUCUCCACCACCACCACCUCACUCUCCCGUUGAACACAGUGUUUGUGAUGCUCAGAGUCCUCCUGCAGACGAACUGAGCCAACGCAUCGCCAUCACGGUUCAGAGCCAUUCGAGCAGAAGGGGAAGUGCACAGGCUGUUGAAGAGCAUCCUACACAUCCUGUGUUAUUGCCCACUUCGUCAGGGCUGCCAGCAGGUUGGGAAGAAAAGCAAGAUAGUAAAGGAAGAAUAUACUAUGUAAAUCAUAACAGCAGAACAACUACAUGGACGCGCCCGGUCAUUCAGACUACAAUAGAAGCUGUGCAAGCCAUGUCCUCCCAGGGUCCCGUCAUGUACCACCCUCCUCAACCUUCUCCAGAAACUUCACCUCAGCAUUCUCUGGCUCAAAAAUCCAAAUAUGAAAGCGGAUUCCUCCCUGCUGGCUGGGAAUUGCGUAGUGCACCCAAUGGCAGACCCUUCUUUAUUGAUCACAAUACAAAAACCACCACGUGGGAGGAUCCAAGAUUAAAAAUUCCAGUUCAGAUGAGAAGGCGACCGUCCUUGGAUCCUACAGACCUUGGGCCGCUUCCACCCGGAUGGGAGGAGAGAGUUCAUACGGAUGGCAGAAUAUUCUACAUUGAUCAUAACACCAAAGCUACACAGUGGGAAGAUCCACGGCUACAGAAUGCAGCAAUAACUGGACCUGCUGUGCCUUAUUCCAGGGAUUAUAAACAGAAGUACGAGUACUUCAGCAAAAAGAUGAAGAAACCAGCUGAUAUUCCUAACCGUUUUGAAAUGAAGCUGCGGCGAAAUGCUAUCCUGGAAGACUCCUACAGGAAACUGCUGCCUGUCAAGAGAGCAGACUUCCUCAAAGCACGGCUGUGGAUUGAAUUUGAGAAUGAAAAGGGCCUGGAUUAUGGAGGUGUUGCCAGGGAAUGGUUCUUCCUUAUUUCCAAAGAAAUGUUCAAUCCCUAUUAUGGACUGUUUGAAUAUUCAGCUACUGAUAACUACACCCUACAGAUUAACCCCAAUUCUGGUUUGUGCAACGAAGAUCACUUAUCUUAUUUCAAGUUUAUCGGACGAGUUGCUGGAAUGGCCGUUUACCAUGGGAAGCUACUGGAUGCGUUCUUCAUUCGGCCUUUCUAUAAGAUGAUGCUGCAGAAGCCAAUAACGCUGCAGGAUAUGGAAUCGGUGGACAAUGAAUACUUCAAUUCACUGAAGUGGAUUCUGGAAAAUGAUCCCACUGAGCUGGACCUCAGAUUCACAGUGGAUGAGGAGCUCUUUGGGCAGACUCAUCAGCAUGAGCUAAAACUGGGUGGAUCAGACAUUGUGGUCACAAAUAAGAACAAGAAAGAGUAUAUCCACCUGGUUAUCCAAUGGAGAUUUGUGAACAGAGUACAGCAGCAGAUGUCAGCCUUCAAGGAGGGAUUUUAUGAAUUGGUACCUCUGGAUCUCAUCAAAAUAUUUGAUGAAAAUGAAUUGGAGCUGUUAAUGUGUGGACUUGGAGAUGUUGAUGUGAAUGACUGGAGGGAAAACACUAAAUACAAGAAUGGCUACUGUACAACACAACCUGUCAUACAGUGGUUCUGGAAGACGGUGCUACUAAUGGAUGCAGAAAAGCGCAUCCGACUGCUGCAGUUUGUCACUGGCACCUCUCGAGUGCCCAUGAAUGGCUUUGCAGAGUUGUAUGGAUCUAAUGGACCACAGUUAUUUACCAUUGAACAGUGGGGAACACCAGACAAACUACCUAGAGCUCACACUUGCUUCAACCGUUUGGAUUUGCCUCCAUAUGAAUCAUUUGAGGAUUUGCGAGAGAAACUUCACAUCGCAAUAGAAAAUGCACAGGGAUUUGAUGGAGUGGAUUAGGAGGAGUCAAGGUGGCCCGUGCCUCAGAUAUCUAUCAGCCUAAUCGCCAUUGAAAUAACUAACGAAACCCUCUAUAAAAGAUGAUUCAGCAGUGUACUGGUACUCAGGACAGAGAAUCGUUAUUAGGGACUUGAUUUUUCAAAUUCCGGAAAAUAAAGGCACCAAGAGUUUAAAAGCAACUUUCAACUUAUUUGUGUUUCUAUGAUUUCCUGGAAAUUGUCCAUUUUUUUUUUUUUUUCUAUUAUUAUUUUAUUCCGAGUGGAAAUAAUAACUAAGAUUUUAUUUAGAUUUCAGUGAAGAAUCUGUAUGAAGUUUACAAACUUUACUGUUUGUAAAAUACACAGGUCUGGUAGGUGCAAGGUAAUCAGUACAUCCUUUCAUCCUUUUAAAUGUGUUUUUCAAGUUAGGGAAUGUUAACAUAUGUAUUUUUUUGAUGACUUUGUCUAUACAAGAUGUAAGCCAUACUUUCUCAUACUGACUGCUUUGCUUUUAAACAUGUUUUCAUGCAUGGAAUUCAGGGUUCAUUAUAGGCUUCAUACGUAUCAUGUUAUAUUCCUUACCUGCUCCUGGUUAAUGGGUGUUUGUUAGGGAUGGCACCUCAAAAUAUUCCAACUGAUAGUCUUUUCUCUUCAUUGAACCAUCUUUUUGGGGGUAAAUUACAUUACUAGGUUACUUUAAGAGCAUAUCUGUUCAUUGUUGUAGCUGUAAUGUUUACGGGCACCCAAAGGGUGCAGUUAGUGGCUUUCAGGGGGCGGGCAGGUUUACUAGUUGUAUUUCUUUUCCCUCGGUAUUAAGUAAUUCAACCCUAACCCUUGUGCUUGCAACAAGAUAUGUGUUAUACCUUUUCUUAAAUGCAAUUAUGUGACGAGGACCUUACAGUUUAAAUAUACAGAUGGUAAAUAUUUUAUGCAUAGUAAGUGGAGUGAAAGGUUUAUUUUACUGUAAAGUUAGAUCGUUUUGUAUGCCUGUAGCUGGAAUAACUGCUCUUAUUCUACACAGGAGCGGAUAGCUUUUGUUUUCCCUUCUCAUAAUUACACCACACAAAAGUUACAUUGUGUUUCAUUUUUGUUUUAAAAAUAGAGUAUGCCCAAGUGUGUUGUCGUUGUGUUUUUACCAUUCUGAAAUCGUUUUUGAAUGAUUCGCAAUGCAAAUAAGUUUACAGUGUCUAAUAUGUUUACAAGCAACUCUCCCAAAAACUAUAAGCGCUCUUACUUGUGUUUUUAAUUACUUUAUUAUUAUUAUUAUUAUUAUUAUUAUUAUUAUUAUGAAUGAGUAAAAUAACACACUGUUUGGUUCCAUUAUAAUUCACGAGCACUUUCAUUUUACAUUUUCUUACGUUGGUCUGUAAAUUAUUUGUUGUCUUAAUGUAUAUAUUGCACAUGUUUAAUUAUUCAUUUGGCUUAUCAUUACUCCUACCAGAAUAUUUAGUUUUGUAAAACAUUAUUUAGGACUAACACAGUAACUUUCUGAGUAGAGACUGUAUGUAAGAGAUGAGUAGAUUUACAUUGAAACAUUCUUGAAUAUUUAUGCACAUCAUGUAACUUUUCUCCGAGCAUAGUUUACAAGAGGUAGACUGUUUAAAUUGCAAUGCCUUUAAUAUUUGUAACUGUAAAUAGAUAUAUCUCAAUUACCGCUUUGGUUAUCAAGGGAUCUUAUAACUGUCCUGUAAGAUUUAAAAAAAAUAAAUAAAUGUGUAAAUAUCACAAAAGUGUUUAUUACAGUAUAUAAAGUGAUAUUCUGUCUGACAAAAUAAAGAUGAAUUCUAA